Molecule: messenger RNA, 444 nt
Organism: Cornus florida
Lineage: Eukaryota; Viridiplantae; Streptophyta; Magnoliopsida; Cornales; Cornaceae
Product: leucine-rich repeat receptor-like protein kinase PXC2
Exons: 1
Coding region: 1-444 (147 amino acids)
Molecular function (GO): protein binding
Source: RefSeq, a predicted model, not a curated record
AUGCCGGAUUGGUUCAAAGAUUUGAAAACUUUUCAGUUAUUGAUGGCGAAUACUGGGAUCGAAGGGGAGCUUCCAAGAUGGUUAUCAUCAGCAGCAUCCAUACAUAUGCUUGAUUUAUCGAGCAAUGCAUUGACAGGAGAAUUGCCUUCUUGGAUAGGAUCAAACAUGACUCAACUUGCUUCACUUAAUUUAUCAGGCAAUGCAUUGACAGGAGAAUUGCCUUCUUGGAUAGGAAACAUGACUCAACUUUAUACACUUGAUUUAUCAAACAAUGGGUUUAAUUCAUCAAUUCCUGCAGAGUUCAACAACCUGACACACCUAAUCGAUCUUGAUCUCCACUCCAACAAGCUUUCAGGACCCAUUCCUGCUCUCAUGGCUGCUAUCCCUGCAUCUGCAUUUGCCGGGAAUCCCGGCCUCUGUGGAGCUCCACUUCCUCCUUGUUAG